Molecule: messenger RNA, 1776 nt
Organism: Meriones unguiculatus (Mongolian gerbil)
Lineage: Eukaryota; Metazoa; Chordata; Mammalia; Rodentia; Muridae
Gene: Dlx1
Product: distal-less homeobox 1
Exons: 3
Coding region: 1-768 (255 amino acids)
Biological process (GO): negative regulation of transcription by RNA polymerase II; cell differentiation; embryo development
Molecular function (GO): DNA-binding transcription factor activity, RNA polymerase II-specific; RNA polymerase II cis-regulatory region sequence-specific DNA binding
Source: RefSeq, a predicted model, not a curated record
AUGACCAUGACCACCAUGCCAGAAAGUCUCAACAGCCCCGUGUCGGGCAAGGCGGUGUUUAUGGAGUUUGGGCCGCCCAACCAGCAAAUGUCUCCUUCUCCCAUGUCUCACGGGCACUACUCCAUGCACUGUUUACACUCGGCGGGCCACUCGCAGCCCGACGGUGCCUACAGCUCGGCCUCGUCCUUCUCCCGACCGCUGGGCUACCCCUACGUCAACUCGGUCAGCAGCCACGCGUCCAGCCCCUACAUCAGUUCCGUGCAGUCCUACCCCGGCAGCGCCAGCCUCGCCCAGAGCCGCCUGGAGGACCCAGGGGCGGACUCCGAGAAGAGCACCGUGGUGGAAGGCGGAGAGGUGCGCUUCAACGGCAAAGGGAAAAAGAUCCGCAAGCCCAGGACGAUCUACUCCAGUUUGCAGCUGCAGGCUUUGAACCGGAGGUUCCAGCAAACCCAGUACCUGGCUCUGCCUGAGAGGGCGGAGCUGGCGGCCUCCUUGGGACUCACGCAGACUCAGGUCAAGAUCUGGUUCCAGAACAAACGCUCCAAGUUCAAGAAGCUGAUGAAGCAGGGCGGGGCGGCUCUGGAGGGCAGCGCGCUGGCCAACGGCCGGGCCCUGUCCGCCGGCUCCCCGCCGGUCCCGCCCGGCUGGAACCCCAACUCCUCGUCCGGGAAGAGCUCGAGCAGCAGCGCCGGCUCCUACGUCCCCAGCUACACGUCCUGGUACCCCUCAGCGCACCAAGAAGCUAUGCAGCAGCCUCAGCUCAUGUGAGCUCGUCCGUCCGCACUCACCCGCCUCCGUCCCGUCUCUCUCGGCCCGGCCCCACCCGCCUCCAAGCCCAGCCACCCCUCCGAGGGCCCUGGGCCGGGAGGAGAAGGGCCCGGAGCUGAGGGGGGGAAAGAGAAAAGAAAGAGGAACAGUUAAGGCAGAGGGCUUGCGGCCUCCUUGCAGUCCCUGAAGGUCUGGCCCAGCGACUUUCCAGUUCUCAGCCCGAUCCUGGCCUGGGCUGUGGUGACAGCAGCGUGGCCUCAAAGCGGGCACGGCCGCUGGAGACAGGCCAGAGCGAAAAGACAACCCGCUGGGCCAGAGCAGACUCACAGCUUCGUGAGACCAUCAGGAAAAAAAAAUAUAUAUGUAGGAGGGAAAAAUAUGCUUUUUUUUUUUUUCCCUCGGUUCUGUCCGUCUUUGUCUCCUUUCUGCACUGUCUGCGCGCUGAGUCAAGGUCCUCCUGUGUCUGCUGUCCUCAUCCUGCGGCUUCUCCAAAAAUCACCAGGCCUGAGCCACACCCGGGCGGCGGGCGGGCGGCCCAUCACCGACUCCUGGAAGGCUUUGUCUUUUAUGGUCUUCUUCAGGGCCCUGCUUGACCGUCUGUGUAGUUUGUUUGGGAAAUGGGGGAAAUCAGAGGGAGGGGGGUUAAUUUAUUGAAAAACAGACUUCGCCUGACGCUGAGUGUUGGCCAAUUCCAAGUCCUCUGGGGCAUGGAGUGGGCACUGCCCAGACCUACUGUUUACCUUAAAUAUAGCAGACAAGGGAGCAAGGAGGGCAGAGUGGCCUUAAGGUACACCGUAACUUUUGUACUUUGCUGGAAUGGAGAAGCGGAAGCAGAGCAAUUUGCAUUUUACACUCUCCAAAUUAUUAAAAACAAACAAACAAAUAACAAAAGAAAGAACGAAGUGACGAAGUGAUAAGUAAGGCCAACGGAAUCUUGCCAGGACCGCUUGGAGAACACCCAGCAAAGAAGAACAAGGAAAAAUAAAUAAAUCAUACUUUGGGCAGCAA